ACUUUAAACAUGUGUCUGUGCACAGUUUGCUCUGCAAAGUAGUGUGUACACUUUCACUGGCUUUAUGGCCUCAUUCUGCUCAACAGUUAAAGAGGGAAAUCUCCCCCAAAUUAAAAGAGACUCCUUGUUUAACACUUUCAGCUGCACAAUAAGGAAAGAUCUUUUUUAGAAUUUCUCCCUGGACUUUUUACUUUUUUAUUCUAAUUGGUGCAAUUUUUUUUUUUUUUUUGGAUACGCUAAUUUUCCUUGAUUUCCAUUUAAAUGGGUGACUGUAUUACCAUCAAGAGAAAACAUCUCCAAAAGCCAAUAUUUAGAUUAAGAUGUUUGGUGAAGCAGCUUGAGAAAGGAGAUAUUAAUGUGACUGACCUAAAGAAUAAUAUAGAAUAUGCAGCAUCAGUAUUGGAAGCCGUGUAUAUUGAUGAAACCAGACGACUACUGGACACAGAAGAUGAACUUUCUGAUAUCCAUACGGAUUCAGUUCCGUUGGAAGUACGGGACUGGUUAGCAUCCACCUUCACCAGAAAAAUGGGAAUGAGGAAAAGGAGGCCUGAGGAAAAACCUAAAUUCCGAAGUAUUGUGCAUGCAGUCCAAGCUGGAAUAUUUGUAGAACGGAUGUAUAGACGAUCUUCCAAUAUUGCUGGUCUUACCUAUCCAUCAUCUGUGAUAGCAUCUUUGAAGGAUGUUGACAGAUGGUCUUUUAACGUAUUCACUCUGAAUGAAGCUAGUGCAGAGCAUGCCCUAAAAUUCAUGGUGUAUGAGCUGUUUACCAGAUAUGACCUUACUAAUCGUUUUAAGAUUCCUGUUUCCAAUCUUGUAUCUUUUGUUGAAGCUUUGGAAGUUGGUUACAGCAAGUACAAAAAUCCCUACCACAAUCUGGUUCAUGCCGCUGACGUUACCCAAACUGUGCACUAUAUUAUUCUUCAUACGGGUAUCAUGCACUGGCUCACAGAACUGGAAAUUUUGGCAAUGAUAUUUGCUGCUGCUAUCCACGACUUUGAGCACACUGGGACCACAAACAAUUUCCAUAUACAGACGAGGUCUGACGUUGCAAUAUUGUACAAUGAUCGAUCAGUUCUUGAAAACCAUCACGUGAGUGCUGCCUACCGCAUUAUGCAAGAUGAUGAAAUGAAUAUUUUUAUCAAUUUGUCCAAAGAUGACUGGAGAGAUUUACGAACACUGGUGAUUGAGAUGGUUUUAUCUACAGAUAUGUCCGGCCACUUCCAGCAGUUAAAAACUAUGAGGAGCACAUUGCAGCAGCCGGAGGGGAUAGAUAAAGCCAAAGCCAUGUCUCUGAUCCUUCAUGCUGCAGAUAUCAGCCACCCUGCCAAACCUUGGGAUUUGCACCUGAGAUGGACUAACCUACUGAUGGAGGAAUUCUUCCGACAGGGUGAUAAAGAGGCUUCACUAGGGCUUCCAUUCUCUCCGCUCUGUGACAGGAAAUCCACAAUGGUAGCACAGUCACAAAUAGGUUUUAUUGACUUCAUAGUGGAGCCGACAUUCACGCUUCUUACCGACUCAACAGAGAAAAUAGUUUUUCCUCUUAUAGAGGAAGCUGCAAAAUCUGAGAAUUCAGUCUUCGAUAAAUCCAGCCAGAAUAACUCCGAAGUGGUUCGUGGCACGGAUUUACAAAGGAAACCCAGUGUGCGGACUUCCCAAACGGAUGGAAGCUCGCCGACAGAAUAUUCAUUAGCAACUGUAGAUUUACAUCAUUUCAAAAACAAUUUGGUUGAAAUCAUUCAGCAAAAUAAGGAACGAUGGAAAGAACUGGCUGCUCAAGAGAGAAAUUUGAAAUCAAUGCACAAGAGUGAAGGAGGCACUGGAGGAACCUAAUAUUGUUGUGUAAAUGUGAAUCCAUACUUGCUAUCCAGAGAUGGGGUCUCUGUGACAAGAGAUGACGACAAGACUCAACGAUUCCCCAAAUCAGAAGCACAUAGUUUAUCACUUGGCAGAAGUGGUUUCAUGUUUAACACUGGAGAAAAUGAUCAUGGAUAGUCAUUGCUCGUCAAAAUUAAGAACCCAGGCAAGUAGUUAAAAAAAGGAAGCGUAAAUGACAAUUGCUGAUGUAUUUGUAGCCAGAUAUCUCCCUUCAGGCUCUAAAAUAACCUUCUAUACCCAAUAAACUUGACUUGCACCAGGAGAAAUUGAUGUUUGUUAAAAUGCCCAUUUAGCCUUUUGAUUGCUGGCUGAACAUACUAGCAAAAACCUUCCAUGCACUGUUGUUUCAAUGAAUGGAAACUUUCUGGACUGUAGACACAGCAGCGACAAUAUAUGUGUCGAUUUUUUAUAUUCGUAUUCAUGCGGCUAGAUGAUGAGAUGAUUACCUUGUCAUUACGUAGUAACUAUUUAUGUUGGAGUGGUACACCCAGAGGAAAGUAUGUAAAUAAUAAAACUGUGUAAAUAUUAGUAUGUUGACCUAUGCACUCUCUGUCUCCCCCCCCCCCCCCACCCAAAUUUUAAUUUGUCAUUUACUUGGGAAUUUCACUGUUUCUUUUAGUUCUCCUCAUUGACUUCAUUUUUCACCUUUUUCAGACUGUUAAUAAAAGUAUGUUGAUUU
Messenger RNA from Xenopus laevis (African clawed frog), 2554 nucleotides. It is a transcript of the gene pde1a.L, whose product is annotated as phosphodiesterase 1A L homeolog. Lineage: Eukaryota; Metazoa; Chordata; Amphibia; Anura; Pipidae. The coding region runs from base 262 to 1830 and encodes 522 amino acids. Gene Ontology annotation, biological process: signal transduction. The record is from RefSeq and is a predicted model, not a curated record. Gene Ontology annotation, molecular function: metal ion binding; calmodulin-activated dual specificity 3',5'-cyclic-GMP, 3',5'-cyclic-AMP phosphodiesterase activity; phosphoric diester hydrolase activity. The transcript is spliced from 14 exons.